This is a messenger RNA of Penicillium angulare, 996 nucleotides long. Its product is annotated as guanine nucleotide exchange factor SDO1. NCBI's taxonomy places the organism in Eukaryota, Fungi, Ascomycota, Eurotiomycetes, Eurotiales, Aspergillaceae. The coding region runs from base 1 to 996 and encodes 331 amino acids. The transcript is spliced from 2 exons. The record is from RefSeq and is a predicted model, not a curated record. Gene Ontology annotation, biological process: ribosome biogenesis.
AUGCCGAUUAACCAACCCUCCAACCAAAUCAAAUUCACAAAUGUGUCUAUUGUUCGACUAAAGAAGGGCAAAAAACGUUUCGAACUCGCCUGCUAUAAGAACAAAUUACUAGAAUACCGAUCCGGCGCCGAAAAAGACUUGGAUAACGUCCUCCAAGUUCCUACAGUUUUUCUCUCCGUAUCAAAAGCCCAGACAGCUCCCACAGCCGAACUCGCCAAGUCUUUCGGUGCCGACACACCCCGCGAUGAGAUCCUGCAAGAAAUUCUUCGCAAAGGAGAAGUGCAAGUAGGCGAGCGAGAGCGCAAGGAUAUCAUCGAGCGAGUAGAAAAGGAGGUACUAGAUAUUGUAUCUGGUCGACUAGUGGACCCAACGACCAAGCGCGUUUAUACAUCCGGCAUGAUCUCGAAGGCACUGGAUCAACUGAGUUCAGCCAGUGGACAACAAAAUACAGACGGGCCUAGCGCAGGCGAAGAUCAAGUCAAGAAGCCUCUAUGGUCUGGUGUUUCUUCGAAUAAACCUGCAAAGAGUCAGGCGUUAGAUGCUAUGAAGGCUCUCAUUGCGUGGCAGCCGAUUCCUGUGAUGCGCGCGCGAAUGCGUCUGCGUGUGACUUGUCCAGUUUCUCUUCUGAAGCAGUCUGUUAAGGCUGCACCCAGUGCGGCUGCUGCUAAGGAGAAGGAGGCACCCUCUGGUGGAUCAAAAUCCAACAAGAAGGGUAAGGGUUCGAAGAAGUCUGCUAAGCGGGGAGAUGAUUCGGAUGCUGAGGCUGGAGACUCUGCUGGUGAGAGUGCUCCUAAGGCCCCGGGUACCGUUAAAGACAAGAUUAUGGGUUACAUUGAGUCAGUGGAGUCACAAGAAGUCGUUGGAGGAGACGAGUGGGAGAUUGUUGGAUUCGCUGAGCCGGGGGCCUUCAAGGGACUAAACGAGUUCGUGGGCAACGAAACCCGAGGAAGAGGACGAGUUGAGGUCUUGGACAUGUCGGUGAAACAUGAGGAUUGA